Messenger RNA from Gadus chalcogrammus (walleye pollock), 8114 nucleotides. It is a transcript of the gene fam222bb, whose product is annotated as family with sequence similarity 222 member Bb. The transcript has 3 exons. The record is from RefSeq and is a predicted model, not a curated record. Lineage: Eukaryota; Metazoa; Chordata; Actinopteri; Gadiformes; Gadidae. Bases 363 to 2783 code for a protein of 806 amino acids.
GAAAUGCUUUUUUCUAAGUGUAUUAAUUUUACUAGUGAAAUAAAACGGGUGCACAAAUUUUAGAAAAAUAUCUGCUUUCCCACAAGAUCCUUAUAUGGCGUGAAAGAUUAUCAGACAGGCGCAUAGCAUCGCCGCCUAAACACAGAAAUGUGGUCCUCGUGCGACACAUCUCUUCAGCGCAUGCCCAGUAAAUGCUGCUGCCGUAUCCAGCAGCAGCAGAAACACCGAGGAAGAGCUGGGGAUGGUCACUUUAUUAUCAAAAAAUAGCACCGAUAUACCUCAACAAAAUGAGAAUCCAUAACUCAUACAUUGAGAUUGUGGUGAGGGGAGAGUAACUCAUGCUGCAUUAGUGGAACAGUGACAUGCUGGCCUGCCUGCCAGCAUCAGGUGACGCUUCCAUUCAUCUUCUCUCCCGCACGCAGAUGAACACUGGGCUUCAGAAAUGGGAAACUACAAAGAAAAUGAGAUCUUCCAACUACCCUACCCCAGCACAGUUGGACGCCUAUGCUAAGAAAAUCGCCAACAACCCGCUGACAAUCCAGAUCUUCCCAAACAGCGUCAAAGUACCUCAGAGGAAGCACAUCCGGCGCACGGUCAACGGUCUGGACACGUCUUGGUCCAACCAGCGCCUCAGCCCCUACCCCUCUCAGGUCAGCGGCAGAGCAGGCCUCCUCGCCGUCCUGCGCACGCCUGCCAAAGGCAUCAGAGACUCAGACGGAGGUCGCGUGAGGCUCCUCCAAAAGCCCACCACCACCAUGAACCCCCACAACGGACCCUAUGCCACUCAAAGCACUUUAAACCUCCCUCAGCCCUCCUCCGGCCUGCAGGGCCCCUCGAUGCCUCAGGCCCUGGCCGCCCACAAGCAGCUGAUGGCUCACCCACAGACACUACAGCAGCAGCAGCACAACCUGGCUCAUCCAAUGAAUCUACAGCAGGCCCAAGCCAUGCCCCACCCUCACGCUCUGCAGCAGCAGCGUAUGGCUCGCUCGCAAGCUCUGCAGCAACAGAACAUGGGCCCCCAGACAGGACAACAACAACAACAGCAGCAGCAGCAACAACAGAGCAUGGGCCCCCAGCUGCAGACCGGACAACAACAACAGCAGCAGCAGCAGCAGCAGCAAACCCAGAUCAUGGCUCAUCCCCAAGGCAUGCAGAGGCAGCACAGCCUGCCCCACCCCCAGCAGCAGCAGCAGCAGCAGCAGCAGGGGCUUACGGGGCCGCCGAGCCUGCCGCCCCAACACCGGCCUCCGCACCCGCACCAGGCGGCCCUGCACCAACAAGCUUUACUCCAACAGCCAGGGCUGACUCAGGAUCUGCGCCACGCGCCGGACGGGGUCCAGCUGCCCGGCCUACAGCAUUCCCAGGGCCCACCGGGGCCCCAGGCUGCCGGCCCGGGGCCCCCUGACAACAACGCUAACGGCCUCCAGCAGCAGCCCGUCGUCUUCGGACCCCACCGGAAGCCCCCCGAUGCGGACGCCCCGCCAAACAUCACCGUAUCUACCUCAACCAUCCCACUGUCCAUGGCGGGCAGUCAGCACCAGAACCGGCACGGAGACCUCAAUAGCAUCGUGAACCAGAUCAACCAGUUCUGCCAGGCCCGCGCGGGCAUGGGCGCCACGUCGGUGUGCGAGGGUCAGAUCGCCAACCCCAGCCCCAUCAGCCGCAACCUGCUCAUCAACGCCAGCUCCAGGGUGUCCAAUCACAACCAGGGCCCCAUGUCGGCCUGCCUCAUGACGGGACCACCGGACAAGGCCCAGGGCUCUGCCGGAGCGAUGCACCCACAGGCCAGCAUGGCCGCCAUGAGCAGCAUGGCUGCCUACCACGCAGAGACAGAGAAGCUCCAGAUGCAGCACAUUCAGCAUCAGCUGAAGCAGCAGCAGCAGCAGCAGUCGCUCCAACACCCACAGCUGCAGGCUCGUCAACAGUCGCACCAACACCCACAGCAUUCAAACCAACACCCACCCCAGCAGUCGCAGCAACACCCUCACCAACACCCUCACCAACAGUCUCACCCGCACCCAUCACAGCAACCACACCAACACCCGUUGCAUCCACACCAACACCCCUCACAGGCCCAACAACAACAGCAGCAGCAACUGCAACAACUGCAGCACCAGCAGCAGCAACAGCAGCAACAACAACAACAGCAACAACAACAUCAACGGCAGCAGCAGCAGCUCAACCUGCAGCAGCAGCGCUGGGCCCAGCACCAGAUGGCCCACAUGCAGCAGUCCCACGAGGAGGUCAACCCCUGCAAGAACCCCCGGAUGGAGGCUCCCUCCGAGCCCGGCUUUCCCGGCUCCCGGAACCUCGGCUACCCCCACAAGCUGCCCGGCGCCGCGCAGUCCUUCCCGCUCAAGCAUCCUCCGGAGAAGCCCCAGUCGUCGGCGUCCCCCGUCGGCGGCGGCGGCCCCACGGCAGCCAUGCGCUACGCCAACGGGCACUACAUGCAGCCGCCCUGGACCGGCAUCCCCGCCAUGGGCACCGGUCCUCAGGAGCUCCCGGUCCCCUUCCAGGGACUGCCGCCCGGGGCCGCCACGGACUGCAACCCUGGGGCAAAGUACCGGCCGGGGAAGGCGGACGCCGGCGGUCCUCCCAAGCUGAUGCCGGGCAUGGAGUUCCUGGGCGGGGACCUCCAGAUGGCCGGCUACCACGAGCAAGGCCUGGACUUGGUGGAGAAGAUGCAGAGGCAGCCGGGUCCCCCUCCUCCUCCCCCCCUCGGACAGGUGCAGGACCCCGGCAACGGCCGAGGCAUCCAGGGCCACCACGCGGGCUACCGUUAAACGCCGCGCUGGAGCAGCACACGGAAAGUGGGUCACGUUUCGUGCGUGCUGCGUCCCACAGUGUACCACCCACCCCCCCCCCUCCCCCCCAUUGUGCUCGUCCCGCGUCGCCUUGCACGUGAUGGAUUGCGUCCCCUUGUUGUACGUGCCGCAGGGGGGGCGGGGGGGGGGGCGUCUCCUGGCUGCCCGGCUGCCCGCGGCUUCACAGUAUUCCUCAGGUCGUGCGUUGUUUCCUUUGUUCCACAUGAAGGGAUUGAAGAGAUUGUUCCACUGUUUUAAAAUGGAUUCCUGUUUUUACUGCAAACAUGAAUGUGCUGCUCUCUGUAUUUAUCUUAUUUAAAACGAGAUGUGGAGGACACUGUCGCAGCGAUGACCUCGAGGGUGAAUCGCGCAACGUUUUUUGUUUUUUAUUUUAACGAAGGGAUGCCCAGAAGCAAGAUUUAGGCUGUCCUUUUGGUUUUAUAAUACUUUUUAAUUUAUCUUCUUUUCAAGAUUGUAAUCAACGAUGGUUACGCAUAUUUUUCUGGAUUUCCGGUUGGGCUUUUAAAUACACUUGGAGUGUUGCUCCUGCGCUCGGGGAACGGUGAACGAUGGUAUCAGAGCGGUUCCUUGAACGGCCACAUGGAUUUUCAGAGCCUACUUCACGUUGCCUCGUGUAGGCAGAAUGACAGAACUCAACACACAUGUAAUGGAUUAAAUGCAAGCGCAUUCAUAAGGCAACAGCAAUAUAUAUUUCUCCCUGAAAUUAUAUCUUCCAUUUCCUCUUGCGUUGGUCCAAGUGCCAUAUCCUGAUAGGGUUAAUUAAUACUUUAUAUAGAGAUGUCUUCAAAGGUUUUUAUUCAAAUUCUAUUAUUUUAUGUUUUAUGUUGUCGGUUACUACUUGAUUCAUAGUGGACAUUUUGAAUAGUUGGACAGGUGUAGGAAUUAAAUGAUCACUAUCUUUUCUAAAACCUUCUGCUUAUGUGCAAUGGAAAUGUUGGCUUUUACAGAAUGGACUUCAUAGAUGUCAAUGAUUCUUAACUAAAAUUGACCCCUAGCAAGAAAUGAAAUCAGGAAAGGAAGCCUAUUGUUAUGGUUCGAGACUACUUCUAGCACCAAUGUAUUGCUUUAACAUGUAGGACAUUUCAAAAUGGUAAUUAUUAGUGUGUGCGUGCUAGGGAUGUGUCGGUCGCGACUGAUUCGUUACAACGAACGAAUCCCGAACGUGAACGACAAGAACUGGUUCCCCAAAACAAGAAGAACUGGUUCUUUGAUUCUUUUUUUUUAACAUCAACCAAACAUAUGGUCACGUAAAUAAAAUAUACAAACGAACAGAGCUCCGUCUCCCCGCGACUUAUAUUGAUUGAGUCUACAACUUCCUCAAAGAUUCAGCCAAUGAGAGGUAGCAAUGGUGUUGGAAUGGCACCUGGGUAAACCAAUGACAAGGCGGUACCGUCGAAUAUGCGCGCUUUCUCUCUCUGACGUAUCUUGGGUCAUACCAUUCGACUCAUAUAUCCCCCUACAUUUUUUCGAAAAUAGACUUGACCUCCAUCUGUUUAUUGGAUAAACGCAUUUCCCAAUCCCAGGAGUCUUUGCUCCAUUCUACGUCAAUUUAAGAACAAACAAAGAAAUUAAACUGCAGUUCGUAUUUUUUAUUUAUGACCAUGCAAGUUCUGUAAUGCCUGAACAAUGAAGAAUUAAAUGUAAAGUAAAAUAAAAUUAUAAAUGUAAAACCAUGAAUGAAAUAUAGAGAGUAAGCAAGUGGUAUAAAUAUUGGUGGGACGUUCGACAUACUAAAUAGCAGGCAUCUCCAAACGGCGUACUGCGGUCUUGACGGUCCUAUCCAGACCCACGACCAAUUAAAAAAAAAAAAAAAUUAUAAAAAAAAGUUUUUUUAUUUUUAAUUUUUUUUAAGAUGUAAUCUGACGUAACGAACGAAUCAAAACGAACGAAUCAAAUAAACGAAUCGUUAUAGUGAACUGAACUGAAAGAACUAGUUCCCGGAAAAGAAUCAUUUUGCCCAUCCCUAGUGCGUGCGUGAGAGAAGGCUCUUGACCUGCUUAACACUAGCCUUAUCCUUUUGUUCAAUGUAUAUCUACUACCUAUGAAGAGAAAAGAACCUCCCCACUUUGAUUACUGGUUAAAUGGGCUACAGUCUAGCGUAUACUCCUCCACUUUCUUACCUUUUUCUAGUAUGACAAUAUAACAGGCCUUGGGGACAUACUUCCCUGGUCCUCAUAAGCCUUAAUUAUUCCAAUAGUUAUCCACUACACAACUCCUUGAUUUAAACGAUAACGUUAUUUUGCAGGAUGUGACAUUAAUAACUUCUGCUGUGGGUGUUACAUUUUCAUUGUUUUAUCUAGAGGAAAGACUUGAAUUCAAAAUGGCCUCCAUCAGGAAUGUGUAGUUGCUGUUUACUUCAACAAAACCCAGUUUCUUCCAAAAAAAAAUGUCUCAACGUAUUAACCUAUUAUGGAAAAAUUCCCCUCCACCGUGGUGUAAAUUCUAAACAUGAGUUCCAAAAGUUUGUUGGUAUGUAGAACUGGGCUAUACCAGUUGUGUAAAAGUCCUCCGGCACCGGUCUUUCUUUCGGUUUUUGUACUUGAUGGAUGUUUUUUUUGGUUUAACUUAUUCUCUGUUAACUGUUUCAUGAAGCCAUAAGUCGGUCAGAAUGAGGUACCAAACGUGACACGUGUGACCAUGGUCCCCAACCACCACCCUGAUGGGCAGCAAGUGGCCAGGGUCAAGUGUUUUUAAGCGUGCUUUAAUCUGAGGUCCUGUACUGUAAAACCCUAUAGCUUUCUUCCUCUCUUCUACCUUCUGGGAACGGGAGGGCGAGCGUAGAGCGCCAUGAAGCGACCCUCGGGGUUCAAGCCUUAGCUUUUUCACGAUUCGGGUUUCUUUACUUUGGUUCCUUUUUUAGCGUUUUUUUUUCUUUUUUUAUGUAACAUUUCUUGGCUCUGACGUGCCUGCCCCUUGAAGCUGCUGUUGAAUCUUAAAACACUAGUCGUGUGUGUGUGUGUGUGUGUGUGUGUGUGUGAGUCGAUUGUUUCGGUGGUCAUUUGCAUACUUCUCGGUUUGACUCUGUUCAACUGUUAACCCUAUCCCGAACCUCUACUUGAUGACCCACUUGGAGUACUCUGCCUCAUCUUUCCAAAUCCUAUCAAACUCGUCCAAAAAAAAAAAAACAUCAAAGCGGCAUAGUUCUCUCUUCAUAACCGCGAGCCACCGGGGCCUGAAUAAUACAAAUAAAUGUAGCUGGUCGGUUGGAUAAUUCUCCGUUGGUACGUUGCUGUGCGUAUUUUUUCAUCGACGACACCAGACGUUGAAAGGGUGGGGGGGUGAACAUGAGACCAGAGGGACAUCAAACCUUUCCCUGAGCGUGGUUGUGCUCUGCCGUGCCGGGCCCCCCCACAUUCAUGUUCCACAGCUGUCCUAUGAAGUGCCUCCGUGUUGGACGGGUGCUGCCAGGGGCCAAACGGGUCAGAGGGCUGGCGCGUGUGAUGUGUGUGGAUGUGCGUGUUGAGGGUCGACUGGAGGCUUUAGGUACUUGCACACAAGUGGUGCACACCCGAGAGCAAGAGGUGCACUAAAGGUGAAUUACUGUUGGAUUUUCUUGUUUUUUGGGGGAGGAAGUCACAAUUCUUUGAACUACUGAUGCUGUGUCAUGGGACACGGCCCCAAAGUGUGCCACAAUUUCUAGACACUGUUGCAAUGCGUGUUGUAUAGGACUGUUUGCCGUCUGCUCACUGACCAAAGUGACCAAGCGCCCUUCUUUUUGAACCACCCCGGUCCCUGAAAGACCUGUGUGCGCUUUUAUUUUGAAAUAUAGCUUGUUUUAUCGAGGCGGGGUGGACAAGAGUCAUCUGGUCUUCAGUAAUGCCUGUGAAAAUAAAUUGUGAAGAUGUGACUAGAGUAAAAAUAAAAGACUAAAAGAGUCAUUGUCCCCAGUAUUUCUUUUGGCCAAAUUUUCAGGGCUAUUUUGGGCCCGUGUUCAUGGCCAUAUCAUUUAUAUGUUCACCAUGUAUGAUUGCACAAUGUUAUCCUAGUCGAAUAGAUGGAUAGAUAGGCUAAGUCUAAUCGUUUAUUUGUGAUUUGCAGUUGAUAACAGAAUAAUCAAUAGGAAAUCAAAUUAUUUGUAUCUUAACUGCCAGAUCUUAAAUAAAAGCAGUUAAUGCAAUGAAAGUGGAUUCAACAAUAUCCAUUCACUUUAAAAACAAGCUAAAAAACUAAUGUGAUCAAAUAGAUGUUUUUUUUGUCUGCAGUGAGUAAAUUAAACAAAUGCAGUUUUCGAAUAAAAAGGAGACAACCUAUGCGUUUCAGAUCAAUAUUGAAAUCACAUAAUUUGAUAAACCAUGGUCAAAAUGGUUUAAAAGUGCCUUGCUUAUUGUUUUCACUCAAGUUUACACAUGCAAAUAUACAUGCAAUAUUGUGUGCUUCUUCAGUCUGAAAUUAAAUUAGAAAGGUAAGAUUUUAUAUUUUCUUCAGCUAACCAUCCAAUCCUGUAUUACCUUCAGUUUGAUUAUAAUGUCCUCCAGACCAUGGUUUUAUUUAUUUUCAAACAAUUUCUAUAGCAACCUAGGUUUCCAAAAUGACCUUAUUGUCCCACCACCCAGUCCCAGAGUUCAACAGGCUGGGAGAUGUUUAGUUAAGGAAAUGGAGACAGUCGUUAAGUUCAGGGCCAGACAGUAAGAUGUUGGCCUCUAGGAAUUCUCUUUUUUUGCAUAGGAAAUUCCCUUUCCUAACGAGAUGACCCGGAAGUACUUGGAGGAAAGGUGUUUGGAAUUCUAAAAAUGCUUAGGAAAGGAGCCUCGAUGCAUCCUUUAACCCUCCUUUAGCAUAGGUUACUCCUGAGGAACCUUUACGAAAGGAAAGGAGAUAGUGGUAACCCGUUAUCCUUAAUGGCGGCAAUAUUUAAAGCAACAUGCCACCGACGAAGUUUACCGACUCUAAGCAAAGAAGCAUGAGAGACGCAGAAAGAAGAGAAGAAAAUACAAUUGAUAAUAAUGGAUAGUAACCAAUUCCAGAAAUAUGAAAUUAAUGAGUUAAUUUAUUGCGGGUAAUUAAGCACACGAUAUACAACGUAAGAUAAGAAAAUGCCGACAUCACAUUUAAGAAAGACAGUUAAUUUCAACAUCAACAUAAGUUGAGCCUCUUUUUUACCCAUGUCAAUUGGGAUUCAAGUGGCCUAAAAUAUCCCCGUGGGCCAAGUCUGACCUAAGUGUUUCUCACUGUUGGCGAUAACCUGAUUGAUAUCAAUACGCAAGAACGCAUGGAUCGAAAGAGCGCUUGUUGUAGUCCAACUUCGGUAAACUGUAGUUCCACGCUAGAGACGCUAGAGGUCAGCAUUAC